Penicillium hordei is the source of this 591-nucleotide messenger RNA. RefSeq lists its product as uncharacterized. Gene Ontology annotation, biological process: L-valine biosynthetic process; L-leucine biosynthetic process. The transcript has 2 exons. Gene Ontology annotation, cellular component: mitochondrion. Gene Ontology annotation, molecular function: branched-chain-amino-acid:2-oxoglutarate transaminase activity. The record is from RefSeq and is a predicted model, not a curated record. Lineage: Eukaryota; Fungi; Ascomycota; Eurotiomycetes; Eurotiales; Aspergillaceae. Bases 1 to 591 code for a protein of 196 amino acids.
AUGGUUUCACACACGGAGGAUUAUGCCUACACUACCACCCCGCGAGAGGUGCCCAGUGCAGAAACCCUUGCCAAUAAUAAAAACACAAUCUAUACCGACCACGUGAUUGUUGCGUCUUGGAAUGUCGAGAGCGGCUGGUCUGUCCCGGAGCUCAAACCCUACGGUCCUUUCAGCCUUCUUCCCAGUGCAUCUUGCCUCCACUAUGCCUACGAAUGUUUCGAAGGGCUCAAGGACUACUGUGGUGAUGAUGGCAAGCUACGAAUGUUUCGAACCGACCGUAAUUCCCACCGCCUUCUGAUGUCCGCCGAGUGGAUUUCCCUCGAUCAUGAGUUUCCGCCAGAGAUCGCUGCACAAGUUACACAUAGUGUCCCACCAUACAUGCUCGACUUCGAAUCGCGAUCUUUUGUGCCUUUCUCUGCCACGAACGGAGCUGUGAAUGAUCACCUUUUCCAAAUGCUGUCUCGUGCCAGUUUCCUGAAUGCGGCAGGAGAACCUCAGACGCUGCCGGAAUCUCUAGACCCAGAGCUACAACCGGCUCAAGAAGAUAAUUUGCAGUCUUACAUGGAAGUGCUCACUGGAAGACAACCAUGA